UACUCAUCAACUACGUCUUGGCUGUCAUGGAUUGACUACAAUAUGUUUUACUAAUUUUUAAUUUCUAAAUUUCAGUUAUUAUCUAAAUUAUGAGUUCAAUGCGAUAGGUCGGCUUUGUAAUAGUGAAACAGAAAUCUAUUUAUUAUCAGACUUGUUGAUCAAAAAUGGAUGAAGACCUAAUUCUACGCGAAAUAGUUAAAAGUUUGGCGUUUGAAAUAGAGGCUGUAAACCAAGAUAAUGUAUUAACGUGGACUACUACCAACGGCACACCACUCAAUGUUAAAGUGAGAGUGAGGAACAAAGAUGAGCCAAGACUGAUCCAAAAAGGUGUGAUACCUGUUCCAAGAAUUGGCAUUACCGCACCCGAAAAACUCAGGCUUAUUUCUAGCGACCAGACUAUUCUGUCAUUCAACGUUUAUUUGGAUGGUGAAUCAGAAAAAGAGCCAAAACGUCACAAUGGUUUAAAACUAUUUAACAUUGGGAGCUGCCUAGGAACAUACAGCGAUGAUGAAGGACCAUAUUUACCAAGUUCUUCCGAACAAAAUGCCGUGGAAAGUGGCCGUUGCAGCAAAUCGGCCAGUGGCAUUUUUAAAAAGAAGCUGUCGAUGUCGCCAGUUCUCAGCUCUACGAACACAGUUACUCAUACUCAAAAAAGUUUUUUUGGCAAAUGCAAACCAGGAGGAUGCCUUGAUCCACCCUUUGAUGAAGACAGAUAUGCUUAUAGCCUCUCAAAAGCAGAUUGUCAAGAAAACCUACCACUCGAAUGUAAUAAAACUAAAAAGCUUGAUGAUAACAAAGAUACUUGUGAACCAGGUGGAUGCCUCGACCCACCUUUUAGUGAAGACAAAUACCCCUACACUGUUUCAAAAACCCAUCAACCAGUGAAACUUGAACUGUUUUCACAAUCCGCUAAGGACGAAAAACAAACACUCAGUAAUAAAUCUUCAGAAGAACAUCAUAAAACACUAGAUGAUAAGAAAACAAUAAAGGAAGAAGGUGAUUUGAAAAAACUUAUGGAUAAUUAUGCAAAAAUUCCGAGAGAAGACUCACUGGAGGCAAAAUAUUCAAAUUCUAUUAUAACAUAUCCUACUGAUGUGUCUUCUAAUGAAACGCUAUGUGAUCAAAUUCCGAAUAAAAAAAUAUCAAUAAAAAGCAAUGAUGAUGAAGCUCAAAGGCAAAGUUAUGAUAAUCCAGCAUCAUAUUUUGUUCCUCCAAAAGAUGUUAUGAGAUAUAAAGAGGAAGAACGUAGGUAUAGUAGAAGGAUUUCGUCUGACACAAUUGAUAAAAUCUGUAAAAGUACACCCCAUUACCCCAGUACAGUAGAAAAAACAAAAUAUAUGGAACAUGAUUAUAUUCCUCAAUAUGUUACACCUUCAAAAGAUACACAGAAAGAGGACAUAAAACCAAAUAAUACUGAUGAUGCUACUUUAAAAAAAUAUUAUAAUAAUCAAAGCGACAUUGUAGAAAUUGAACAAGAAAAAACUAGUUUUGUGGACAUUCCAUCAUAUGUUGCCACGAAUUCCAAAAAAGUUGGCAGUUAUCAAAAUUCUCAUGAUGAAGAACGUGCAUCAAAAUAUCUAAGCUCGACUGAAAGUAAUCCUAACAAGAAUGAAAACGAUUAUCUUGUAUCACAACAAGAAUCAGUAUCACCAAUCGACAAUCAGAAAUUAUAUUUUGAUAAAACUAAAAACCCUGAAGAAAAUGUGAAGACAAAACAAGACAAGCCAAUAGUCGAAAGAGCUGAGAUAGGGAGUAGAGAUCAGUUAAAAGAUAAACUACUUCAGUCAGAAGUUAGUUACAUAUCUGUUACACAAGCCGCAGACAGUCUUGAUGCAAAAAAAGAUGCACUAUAUAUAAAUUUGACAACGCUGGAAACAGAAAAUCCUAAAUUUCCAAAUACAUAUGGUCCUUUAAAAGACGAUAUCAAAUUGAAUUUUGGUAGUAAUAAUAAUGAUGAUAUCUCUAAAUCAUCCCUAGUUGCCGAAGCAACAAUACCUGUUCUAGCUACAGCUACAUUGCCUUUAUCUAAAAAGCAAUCAUUACAAUUUAACGACAAACUAAACAUCGGAUUAGAUAGUUUAGUGACUGAAAAAGAUGAAGCUUCAAUGAGUAAAAAGUGUUCAGAAGACUUGCUUAAAAAGUCUACUGAACAAAAACUUGAGAAUCAUGAAAAUGAACCUAAGAACUCAUCACCACAAAGUAUUUCAAGUAGUGAAAAUAAUGAAUUUGAUGUAUCUUCCGAACACAGUAUGGAUUUUAAGCAAGAACUUUCAAAUAACGUAGAAACUCGUAACACAGAAAACGCAUUAGGUCACAAAGAGAAACAAGAGUUAUUAGUUGAAAGCAUGGAUUUAACAAGUACAAAUAAUGUCAUUAUGGGCAAAAAUAUUUCGAAAGAUGAUUAUAUUAAGUCAGACCCAGAAUCCGAAAAAAAGAGACCUAGCGCAAUUCUACAGAAAAAAGCGUUUUCGGCGAAUCGUGACUUGGAUAUGGAGUACGAUGAUAUUAAUAAAACAACUGCCCUUAAACGUAAUACAUUCACGGUUAUUGCAUCUGGCACCUCAAUAGAAAAAUGCGAAGAUAUUGAAGAAAUACCAGGCAACAUAACAGAUGUAUAUUUUAAAACUACUGAUGUACCUAAAUUAAGCUCUCCUGAUUUAACCAAAAAUAGCACAGUUAUUGCAGAUACAAAAAAUAAAAAACUAGAAGGUGAGAUAAGUUCAACCCCAAGAAUCAGCCAGCCAGGAAAAAUAAAAGAUUUACAUUUAAAUGUCAGUAAUGAUACUAAAUCAACAACGAUAGAUUCACGCACGAAAAAAUUGGAAAGUACAUUUUAUGCUGAUGUUGAUGGAAGUUUAUCACAUACACACUCACUGAACUUAACUAUUAAUCAAACAGAACUCAAUACGACAUCAAAUGAAAACGAAAUAAAUACUGAUCCAUUACAUAAUCGUUUACCAGCAAAUGUUAGACAUGUAGAUACAAACAUAGGUGAAACUGUCCAAAGCCCACUCAAUAUAGAAACAUUGCUAACAAAAUACAAAGAAAAUGAAAACACGAAUGCAAAUUACAAGGAAACGGAAUUGUUACAUAAACCAGAAAAUAUACAGGACAUCUAUCUAAUCAGUGAAAAUACAAAAUCUUUAGACAUUGGAACAAAAGGUCUGGAACCACCCAGCGAGUCCGUAGAAGAUUCAUUACAAAAAACGAUACCUGAUAAUAUUCAAUAUUUGGAUGCAACAGUUUCUGUUAGUGAUAAAUCAGCUGUAAAUCAAGAAACAGCAAAUGUAUAUUUAGCCAAAAGAAAAUCGGAAAAUAUAUUGUAUACUGACUCUAACAUAUCUGUAACAAAAAACAAUACAGAUGAUUUGCGUUCAAAAAUGAUGACCAAUAGAAAAUUUGUUGCUGAAUCAUCUACGGAAAUUUUACCAGAAAAUGCAAGAGAUUUGUAUCCUGAAAUUAAUCUUGAUGAUAAUUCUGCAUCAUUUACUAAAAACCACGACCAACCAGAACCAAUAAAAACAUUAGACAUCAAACUGAAUAAUGGGAAUAAACUUAUUAACGAUGAUAUAGAUACAUAUCAAAAACAUUCACAUACUGAGAAUGGUAAAUAUUUUUCCGUUGACUCUGCAAGCAAUAGGAUAGAAGUUGUUAACUUAUAUGACAACUCAAAUGCCGAUAAAACGCCCGAGGUUGUACCUGAAUUUAUUCAAGAUUUAAAUGAUAAAAAAGAACAGAAAGAUUUUGAUUAUAACAAGCGGGAAAAGGCAAAACACGAUGACUCAAUCACAGAUUUUGUACCAAAAAUUACAUCAGAAAGUGCCGAAAUUGUGCAAGCACGCACUUCUGAUGACGAGGCCCAUACUAAUUUUGGUCAAAUAGAUAAUAAAAAUGAUCUUUUAAAUACACACAGUAAUAAAUAUCCAAAACAAAUAAAACUUGCUCAAAAUGUACCAGAAUUGCCCAAUUUUAAAAAUGAACUCUUAGAGACUCAAGAUGUGGAAUACAAUGAUUACGGAUUAGUAGACAAAACAGAAAUUGUAACAAGAAGUAACUUACCCUCUGGUGGAUAUUCGGGCUUAUUAAGUGAGGUUUUAAGCAAUAUUUCUGAAGACAGGGAAGGAGAAGAGAGGAAUAACGUAAGAAGUAAAUCUUUCACAGAAACUAUUGGAAGACAAGAGGAUUUUGUAAAUUUAGAUACUGAAGCUUAUCGUGAUUACAAAUCGUUUGACAAUGAAUUUACAAGUAUCUCCAAAGAAUCCGAAUCUAAUAGCAUAAUGUCAGAAAUAGAUGUUGGCAGUAAUUAUACUCAUAAAGCAAAGGUCGGCAGUUAUAUUAUACCAAUAAAUAACUUGAUAAAAAGUUCCGUAUCAACAUUAAAAGAUAUUGAUUACAACGUGCACAAGGAAACAAGUCCGGAAACAUUAAAAUCUAUACAAACAAUAAGUCUGUCUAAUUCCAUUGACAAGGACUAUGCUCUAUUAAGGAUAACUAGAGAUGUAUCUCAAUUAAACACAACUGAUAUGAUUGACCAACUUAGUGAAUACCAGUCGUCUCAAAUACCUGCCUCCAUACAUGAUUUAAUUGGGUUGAACAAGAAUAAUAUUAGAGCAAAAUCUAUUAGUCCUUAUGGGAAAACCACGCUUUAUCAAAAAUCCAAUACAACCAAACCGAAAGAAUCCAAUAUUGAUGCAACAGAAUCGUCUUUUUCAAAAAAUGGUACAAGUCCACUUUAUGUAGAUAUGUCGUUUUAUAGUUAUAUCGACGACAACAAACAAAGGGUUGUUCAAACACAAAGCCCACGUAUUGACAAACAAAAUCCUAGUAACGGCACAGUUACUAUCGUAAAAACAUUAAUACGACAUGGAAAUGAAAUAAGAAUACCCGUGGAUAACGAAAAUGAUAUCUCUUUGAACAUUUUGGACAAAGACGUAAGAUUAGAAAAAAGGAACAGUAUUAUCGGAUUGCCAAUAUAUCAAACUCAUCGUGAAAAAUAUGUUGUUGAUCGCGCAAAAAAACACAAAGACUGUCUCAACAAAAAUUUAGCUUUGAUAUAUGAAAGCGAACUAAUUCCUCUGCACGCUGUCAUAAAAGACCUUACACAAGAAUUAAAUACGCUAGCAUCAAACCAAGAAAUACUUCAAAUGAAAAUGCGAAAUACCAAACGGACAAAAUCUUCGAGACUGAUUCCCGUUGUUAAAAGAUGUGGAUGCAGGAGAAUUUAGCGUAAUUAUGUUUAUCUGGAAGUAAUAUGUGAUUGCGUUACUUGAAAUACAAAAGCUUGGU
Messenger RNA from Cydia pomonella (codling moth), 5286 nucleotides. RefSeq lists its product as uncharacterized. Lineage: Eukaryota; Metazoa; Arthropoda; Insecta; Lepidoptera; Tortricidae. The transcript has 6 exons. The record is from RefSeq and is a predicted model, not a curated record. The coding region runs from base 165 to 5225 and encodes 1686 amino acids.